CGGAGAGGCCGUUUUUGUUCAAGACACGGCUCCUUCAUUCAGCCGCCGCUCGUUAGUCACUGAACUCCAAUAUUCAAUCGUUCAGCCUCGCUGUUGUUAUCCGCUUAUAACCGCUUUAAACAACUUCACCUGGAAGCUCGCGCGCGCGCACGCGAAGGCUUGUCUGCGAGCGUGCCCGCCAGUGUGCGUGCGUGUGAGCAGGGCGAGUGUCACGGCCCUCUGCAGACUGGGGGGUUGGGUAGCAGCGCGGAUUGGUCGCUGCUCACCAACACCGUCGGUCUGGGCUUGUUUAACAUAACCGGGGGCACUUCGGCAGCAGCCACACUGAAACCAUGUAGUAAAUAAGCCGCCGUGGCUGUUGGGGGGACCGGCGGGGCCACUGGUUGCAGAGUAAUGGAGAUUGCCGUCUUCUUCGGUGUGUGAGGUGACAGUUUUGUUUUGGUUUUUUGAUGGAAAGAGGGCCGCCGCUGAAGAGGCGACGAGGUGCCGAGAAUGAGAGCGGUGCCUUGGCCUACUUCUAGUGCCGCCGCAGCUGGGAUUGUGCAGAUCUGCGUCCACACAUCGAGACAAAACAGCCGCUUUGUGUCACAUUCUCAAAGGCCCGCUGUUGGGUGGACGGUGACCGACUUUCAAAUGGAGACAAGGAUAACAGCAUGAAUCAGUCCUACAGAGCGGGUCUGAGGGUAGGCUCAGUGUUUGGCUCGACCCAGCCUGAGCUGAGGCCCCACAACGGCUCCACCUCUUAUGGAAACCACUGCGGUGUCGUGAAGCGAGGAUCUGCCCAGCCGUCGCCUGUACAGCUGCCCAAGCAGCCCGCUUACCUGGGCUACGGCCAGCCGCAGAGGAGACCCCAUCAUCCCGUCACUGACAUCCAUCCUCGCCACAACGUUCACUGCGCGAGCCCGAUCGACGAGGAUGGAGAGUUUGAGGCGCCGCUGGUCCAGCUUCCUCCCUCUCCAGGCGACGACGACCUGGAAGCGUUCGAGACGCUGCAGGACGGGAGCAGGAACGGCUUCUCCCCUCGCAGCCCCGACAGCUUUGACCGCUGCUCCCCGAUCCCGAACGGGUGCCUGCAUUUCGAGUCUACGCUGUUUGACAGCAGCGACGUUAAGGAGGAAGACGAAGGUCACUAUGGGGGCGAGGACCUCACGCCUUUCCACCACCCCUCAAACUCCAACCAGGACAGAACUGCCACUAAGUGUAAAACCACAUGGAACUCAGGGGUGGAGAGAAUACCAUACAAACCCACAGUUUUUAAUCUAAUGUCCAAAACUAUUUCUGAACUGAACCCCACACUCAGCCCUAGUGCUCUGCCAGAAAUCACACUGAAGGAUGGUUGGAACUUGGACGAGGAGUUAGACAGCGAUGUUGAACUCUCCUCUUCUUUUGACGCUGGACUUAUCUCACCAGCUGGCACCAAUUCUAACUCCAACAGCCCAAAGAAAAAGCUUCUCCCUGCUGUGAAAUACUCGGAGGGUGACUUGGUGUGGGCGAAAUUCAACAGGCGGCCCUGGUGGCCUUGCCGGGUCGUCUAUGACCCCGAUCAGGGCUUUCACACUAAGAUGAAAGUUCCAAGCCCCCGUCCAUGUCGGAUGUAUUUCCUGGAGACUGUUGGGGAGGUUGCUGAACGGGCCUGGGUCCCAAACAGCGUCAUUCUUCCCUUUGAAGGAGGCCAUCAGUUUGAAGACCUCCCUGUGCUCAGGAGAAGAGGGAAGCAGAAGGAGAAGGACUACAAGUACACGAUUCCCAAAAGCCUGCUGACUGCGUGGAAAGUGAGCGUGGCAGAGGCUGAGUUCCUGCUCCCAGGUCGACAAAGUAAUUCUGCACUUUCGGGAUCUGCGGGUGAAGGAGAACGAAUACCAAGCCCCGUUUCUAAGGAAAAAGAAGCCGAUGACCUCUCUGCCUCUCUUGACCUCAUUCAGACCGCUUUGCCCAGUGAGGCUCCUAAUGGCAAUGAGCACCAACCCUUAAAAAACUCGUCAGCUCAGGCCAAAAAGAGCAAAACGUUCAAGAGGAAAAAGAAAUGUUUGUCCGACAUAUUUGGCCAUAUAGUUGGUGGAUCAAAGGAGUCCGGGACAAGCGUCGGUGGCCAUCUUAAUUCUUCAAGUCAUGUCCUGAAAGAGGAGCCCAAGGAUUCGCCCUACGCUGAUCUGGAUUCAGUUCCGAUGCUGCACCGUCCGAAACGCACCCCAGUUUCUCCAGAGCAGGACACAUUUAGGUGGAAGGAGUGCAGUCCAGCUGAAGUGAAACACUCUAGAGAAAAGGUGAAGCAGGUUUUAGAUUUGUCCGAUUCCCCCGACAGCCUUAGACCAUUUCCUAAAGAGGGAAAAUCUGACGCUGAAGUGUUGUUCAGGUCGGGUGAAAAAGACGCCGCUCCUCUUCCUGCCACCAACCGUCUGAUGACAAAAGCUCUGAAAGCAAAGGAGGAGACUGAUCAGAAAGACUCAGUAGCACUAAAUCAUAUUCAAACUCCUCAUCGUUCAGAUGUUACCUGGACUAAUGCUCCUAUUAAAACAGAAACGUCUGAAAACUGGGAUUCCCCCAGUAAUGCCUUUUUUCCUAUAAACCACAGCUCCCCGAAACAGCGCACCAGAAAGCUCGAUAAGAAACUAAUUCGUAACGGAUCCCUAACUAAAUCCAAACGCAAGGACUUCAGUGAGGAGCACUUCCAAUCGGUCAAAAUCAAAUCGGAAAAUUCUCAAUCUGAGCCGUCAUCUGCUUCCACAUCCCUGUCCCUAUCUCCAGAGGAGACUUUUCUUGAAGGCAAGGAACUGCGGUUUCAAUCCCUCGCCGCGGGCGACAGUGAGGCGGAUCCUUCUGUAUUUCGUCCGAAUUCCAGCUACAAGUUCAGCACCUUCCUCAUGCUCUUGAAAGAUAUCCACGAUACUCGAGAAAAAGAAGGCAAUCCUUUAAAAGUCCCUCCACCCCCCGCUCUCAUCAAGGAGGAGCCCCUGGUGAUUCCCACUUCAGCCGAUCACGACCCACUAACAGGUUCGGGUGAUGCUUCUACUCUCAGGAUCAUGUCGGAAAACGGGCAGUCAGGGAAAUCCUCGGAGCUCCAAAGCCCGCAGAGGAAAGCCAAGGCCAGGACUGUUCCAGCAGCUAACGCCUACCAAUGUGAAGAUGUUCCUCUUUGCACUCAGAGUUCAGACAAGCAGCGCAGGAAGCAAAGACUCCCUUCUAAACUUAAGGUUAGGAAGCCAUGCUUGACUUCGGACCUGGCCAACAUGGAGUUUGUCAGUGACCCGGCUGACCCGGGAGCUGACCCCCUCACUGCUGCUGCUAACUCCUCUGCCAGCUACCUCGAUGGAAACUCCGAAAUCUCAGCGGCUCCAAAGAAGCGCUGGCAGCUGGUGGAAGAUGCUGAUGAGAGAAAGGCGGGCGGUGCGAGCGAUCUACGCGCAUCUCAAUGUACCAGAGCAUCGCCGGAGGUUGUUCUCGAAACAGAGAAGCAGGCAGACAGCGACUCGCUUUCGUCUGCAGGACAGUCAGAGAACAAACGGCUUCGGAAACCAACAAAGAGACUGCUGGAGUCGACUGAGGAGUACGAGCAAAUGUUCUCCUCCAAAAAAAAGCUGAAGAAACACGGCACAGAUUCUACUACGAUGGAGACUUUAGGGGUAUCGGCUCUCCUUGACUUCAGCGCAGCGGAAGGGUUUGAUAACUCGUCCUCAGUAGACCCAGCCGAGUCUCAGGUGGAGAUGGAGCCGAGUUCGUCUCAGGAUGGACUGUCUCCCGUAGCACCAUCAGCAUCUCCUGUCUCACCCCAGCCAUCCUUUGACUCAGAGGCAGCAGAGAAGACGGAUCUACCUCUCGAAUCCGAUACGGCACAUAUUCAAGACAGAAAGAGGCCGAGAAAGAUUUUACAUAAGGUUCUGGAAUGUAUGAUAGAAGAAGUGUCUGCUGCUCCUGCGAGGAGGAGGGAGCAAAAGCGUCUUGCCGGCAUUACUUCAGACGUGAAAGUGUUGGUUAAGAAAACUCAGUUAUCUGCUGCUGCAAAGAAGGACCCUGUACCCAGCACUUCCUCAGACCCAGCUGUUGCCCCCAAGCUUCCUCCUAGCAGGUCUCCAACCCCCCAACCAUGCAAGACUCCCAAGCAAGAGGAGGAGAUGGAGCCCUGCAGCGCUGAAGAGAAGCAAACUACACACACUGGAACACUAACUCCUAAACCUGAGGUGCUGCCAAUCGGUUUGAAUGACAGUUUCUCUUCCCAAGUGGAUGGAAAGGGGAAAACGUCCUCUUUGAAGGAGAACGUCUGUCAGGUGUGCGAGAAGAGUGGCGACCUGCUGGUGUGUGAAGGCCACUGUUACGGAUCCUUCCACCUGCAGUGCAUCGGCCUGUCAGCCGCUCCCAAAGGAAAGUUCUUCUGUCGGGAAUGCAACACCGGUGAUCACAUGUGCUUUGUGUGCAAAAAGUCUGGUGACGUGAAACGCUGCAUUAUCCCGCUCUGUGGCAAGUUCUACCACAUGGACUGCAUUUUGGCGUUUUCAGCCACCCAGCCGCAUAACAAGGGCUUCCGCUGCGCCCUGCACGUCUGCCUGUCCUGCCACAUCACCAACCCCGUCAACGUCUUCAGCUCUAAAGGUCGACUGGCCCGGUGUGUGCGAUGCCCCGUGGCCUAUCACGCCAAUGACAACUGCAUGGCGGCGGGCAGCGUGAUGCUGGCCAACAACACCUUCCUCUGUCCAAACCACUUCACUCCCCGAAAAGGCUGCAAGAAUCACGAACACAUAAACGUGAGCUGGUGCUUCGUCUGCUCCGAAGGGGGCAGCCUGCUGUGCUGUGAAGCCUGUCCUGCUGCUUUCCACCGAGAAUGCUUGAACAUUGAGAUGCCUCAAGGGAGCUGGUUCUGCAACGACUGCAAGGCGGGAAAGAAGCCACGCAUUAAGGACAUACUUUGGGUCAAAUGGGGCCGUUACAGGUGGUGGCCCGCCGAGGUGUGUCUAGCCAGAGACAUCCCGAACAACAUCUUGAGGAUGAAGCACGAGGUGGGGGAGUUCCCGGUUCAGUUCUUUGGUUCUAAAGAUUUCGUGUGGACGUACCAGGCCAGAGUGUUCCCCUACAUGGAGGGGGACACUCACAACAUUGAGAAAAUGGGCAAAGGCACAGACACCGUCUACAAAAAAGCUCUAACCGAGGCAGCAGAACGCUUCAAAGAGCUGCAGGCAGAACGAGAAAUGAAGCAGCUCCAGGAGGACAGGAAGAACGACAAAAAACCGCCUCCAUAUCGACACAUAAAGGUGAACAGGCCCAUUGGGAAGGUGCAGAUUAUCACAGCGGACUUGUCAGAGAUCCCUCGCUGCAACUGCAAAGCCUCCGACGAAAACCCGUGCGGCGCGGACUCCGAGUGCAUCAACCGCAUGCUGAUGUACGAGUGCCAUCCUCAGGUGUGCGCGGCAGGGGAGCGGUGCCAGAACCAGGCUUUCACGAAGCGCCAGUACACCACUGUAGAGAUCCAUAGGACGCUGUCCUGUGGGUGGGGUUUGCGGGCCGUGUCCGACAUAAAAAAGGGAGCAUUUGUGAGUGAAUAUGUGGGGGAGGUUAUAGACGAGGAAGAGUGUCGAGCCAGGAUCAGGCACGCUCAGGAACAUGACAUCUGUAACUUCUACAUGCUCACACUGGACAAGGACCGGGUCAUAGAUGCUGGGCCCAAAGGGAACCAGGCCCGCUUCAUGAACCACAGCUGCCAGCCCAACUGCGAAACGCAGAAGUGGACUGUGAACGGAGACACGCGAGUGGGGCUGUUUGCUCUGCAGGACAUCGCCAAAGGAGGGGAGCUGACUUUCAAUUACAACCUGGAGUGUCGGGGCAACGGCAAGACGGUCUGCAAGUGCGGGGCGCCCAAUUGUAGCGGCUUCCUGGGCGUUCGACCAAAAAACCAGCCUCCAGCGGAAAAGGUCAAACUAAAAGAAGGGAAGAGGAGAGUGGGCAUGAAGAAGAAGACCAAGCAACAAGUGAUGAAGGAGCGUGAGGACGAGUGCUUCAGCUGCGGCGACGGGGGUCAGAUAGUGUCCUGCAAGAAGCCGGGCUGUCCAAAGGUCUAUCAUGCCGACUGCCUCAACCUCGCCAAGAGGCCCGCAGGGCGAUGGGAGUGUCCCUGGCACCAGUGUGACAUUUGUGGUAAAGAGGCUGCUUCGUUCUGUGAGAUGUGCCCCAGCUCCUACUGCAAGGAGCACCGAGAGGGAAUGCUCUUCAUCUCCAAGCUGGAUGGAAAGCUGUCUUGCAGCGAACACGACCCGUGUGGACCCGACCCACUGGAGCCGGGAGAGAUACGGGAAUACGUGCCCAGCAUGGCCUCUGUGAGGCCUGGCGCCGUGGACACACCGGCCACACCGGCUCUAGACGCUAGAAGAGCAUCUUCCUCUUCUUCCUCCUCCUCCUCUUCCACCUUUGUUCCUAUCUCUUACGCUGCUAACCAAGCGGCGGUAUCCAAGCCAGAGCCUCCUCCUCGUCUCUACAUCAACACCAAGACAGCUACCUCCAGCUUCACGCCCUCCAGGAGCUCCUACCUCGCCGACACAACUGAAGAGACAGCCUCCUCUUCAGCCUCCUCCAGGGACGAGAGGGAGGAUGGGGAGGUGGACGGGGAGGUUUGUGCGUUGGACAUGCAAGAAGUAGAGGAAGAGGACGAGGACAACGCCACGGAGAUGGUGGAAGAUGAAGAGGAGGAACCCAUUUACGGAGGGGAUUUGAUGGAAGAUGAGGAGGAAGAGGAUGAGUAUGACCCCUGGGGUAGCUGUUUCGAUGAUGAUGGAGAGGUGGAAGGAGAGGACUUUGAAUCUUGGGGAAAAUUUGAAGAUUAAAAGUAACUCAUUCUUUAGAAAUCACUUUUAGUAGACCUUGGCAGAAGAGAUAUUUUGGUACCUCCAUGAAAGCUACACUGCCUUCACUUUGGUACAACUUUGCCUUCUCAUCUCCACACUGCUGGACUGACAGCGGAGAUGUGUGCCGGUGCUUAUCUCACUUAAUCUUUUUUAUAUUUCUGCCAAUAUGUUUAUUUGUGUCUGGUGCUGUUUUGUUCUGUUGUUUCACUUUUCACUGUUUACAUUUCCUGCCUUUAAUUUUUAUAUAUAUAUAUGUUUGGAAUAUAAAUAAGAAGUGGGAAGUUUUCACUCGACCAAACUGUCAUCAAAAGGGCAUCUUAUAAUGUCGUUUUUGUCUUAAUGUCGUCUUUUCUUUAUAGGAGUCAUGGAAAUGGCUCUCCCACUGGUCCAUGUUACAAUUCGGGCCCGCGCCUGUGAGAAGUGCAAAAAUAAACCCACUGGAAUUAUCA
Messenger RNA from Oryzias melastigma (Indian medaka), 7273 nucleotides. RefSeq names its product nuclear receptor binding SET domain protein 1a (gene nsd1a). Lineage: Eukaryota; Metazoa; Chordata; Actinopteri; Beloniformes; Adrianichthyidae. Gene Ontology annotation, biological process: regulation of DNA-templated transcription. The record is from RefSeq and is a predicted model, not a curated record. Gene Ontology annotation, cellular component: chromatin; nucleus. The coding region runs from base 654 to 6803 and encodes 2049 amino acids. Gene Ontology annotation, molecular function: protein binding; histone H3K36 methyltransferase activity. The transcript is spliced from 23 exons.